GGGAAAACAGACAGGAAGAAGUUGAGUUUUGCCGCGAAAAGAGUGACCGGAACCAUUGUUUGUAGAACUUUGACGGUCGUGGGAUUUUUGUCCUAAUUAGCAACCCUUGCUGCUUGAAUCAUGUCUGGCUUUGACGACCCUGGAAUCUACUACAGCGACAGCUUCGGAGCGGGAGAGCAAGGCCCAGAUGAAGGUGGACAGAAGCGGAUUCAGAUCAAGAAGCGAUUCCGUGAAUUUCUCCGACAGUUUCGAGUGGGAACCGACCGAACUGGCUUCACAUAUAAAUACAGAUUGAAUCAGUUGGAGGAGGCUGCUAAGGAGGUUGCAGAUGAGGUGACACGUCCACGUCCAGUUGGAGAAGAGAUUGUGCAAGACAUUCAAGUCAUGCUGAAGAGCGAUGCACAUCACGCCUCUCUCCGCAGCCUUAAGUCUGAGCAGGUGUCUCAUCUGGUGAAAGUACAUGGCAUCAUCAUCUCCGCGACACCCGUGAAGGCCAAGGCCACCAAGGUGUGUCUGCAGUGUCGAAGCUGUCGUCAUGUCAUCAACAACAUCUCUGUGCCUCCGGGCCUGCAGGGCUACGCUCUUCCUCGCAAGUGCAGCAACACUAAUACCACUGCAAGACUGAAGUGCCCGAUGGACCCCUAUUUUAUAAUCCCGGAUCGCUGCGUUUGUGUUGACUUUCAGACACUCCGACUGCAGGAGUCUCCAGAUGCCGUACCGCAUGGAGAAAUGCCUCGGCACCUUCAGCUCUACUGUGACAGAUACCUGUGUGACCGUGUGGUCCCAGGGAACCGAGUGACCAUCAUGGGCAUCUACUCUAUCAAGAAGACGGCCGCUGUGAAGGCCAAAGGCAGAGAGAAGAGUGCCGGUGUGGGAAUUCGUGCGUCCUACCUGAGAGUGAUCGGCAUCCAAGUUGACACAGAAGGGGCAGGUCGUGGUGCUACUGGAUCGGUGUCGCCACAGGAAGAGGAGGAGCUACGGACGCUGGCCGCUUCUCCUGAUGUUUACACCUCGCUGGCUCGCUCCGUUGCUCCCUCAAUCUACGGCAGCGAUGAUCUCAAAAAGGCUAUCACCUGUCUGUUGUUUGGAGGCUCAAGGAAGAGGCUGCCCGAUGGUCUCACUCGCAGAGGAGACAUCAACCUGCUCAUGCUUGGAGAUCCUGGUACCGCCAAGUCUCAGUUGCUCAAGUUUGUGGAGAGAAGCUCGCCCAUUGGGGUUUACACCUCAGGAAAAGGGAGCAGUGCUGCUGGUCUGACUGCCUCUGUUUUGAGGGACCCGGCUACACGUGGCUUCAUCAUGGAGGGUGGCGCGAUGGUUCUGGCUGAUGGCGGCGUUGUCUGUAUUGAUGAGUUUGACAAGAUGCGAGAAGAUGACAGAGUUGCCAUCCACGAGGCCAUGGAGCAACAGACCAUCUCCAUCGCCAAGGCUGGCAUCACCACCACUCUGAACUCACGCUGCUCAGUGCUGGCUGCUGCCAAUUCCGUGUUUGGCCGCUGGGAUGACACCAAGGGGGAGGACAACAUUGACUUCAUGCCCACCAUCUUGUCCCGAUUCGACAUGAUCUUCAUCAUUAAAGACUUGCACGACCAGCAGAGGGACAUGACACUGGCCCGUCACGUUAUGAAUGUUCAUCUGAGUGCCCAGACACAAACGGAGGGUGUUGAGGGUGAGAUUCCGCUGGCCACCUUUAAGAAGUACAUCGCCUUUGCCAGAGCGAAAUGUGGCCCUCGUCUGUCUGCCGCUGCGGCCGAGAAGUUGAAAAACAGAUACGUGCUGAUGAGGAGCGGCGCAAGAGAGCAUGAGAGGGAAACGGACAAAAGAGCCUCCAUCCCAAUCACUGUCAGGCAACUGGAGGCUGUUGUGCGUAUCGCAGAGUCGUUGGCCAAAAUGAAACUGCAGGCCGUCGCUGGAGAAGAAGAAGUAGAUGAGGCGCUGCGACUCUUCCAAGUUUCGACACUGGAUGCCGCGCUCUCGGGCAGCCUCUCGGGAGUGGAAGGUUUCACCACUCAAGAGGACCAGGAGAUGCUUUCCCGAAUUGAGAAGCAAUUAAAGAGGCGCUUUGCAAUCGGCUCCCAAGUGUCUGAGCACAGCAUCAUCCAAGACUUUGCCAAACAGAAAUAUCCCGACCACGCCAUCUACAAAGUUCUCCACCUGAUGUUGCGGAGGGGUGAGCUUCAGCACCGUAUGCAGAGAAAAGUACUCUACAGAGUCAAAUAGAUGAUUGUGUCACAUCAAGUGCAUAUUGAUGUAAGUGCUUCCCCACAUCUGCCCCUCAUCACCAUUUGUGCUCUUGAGUCGAUGUCAACGUUCAACUUUGGAGUUAAAGAUGAAAUUGUUUCACCGACAUGGAUGUUUUUUGUUGAGCAAAAAAAGGUGUUUCCACAUAUCUGCAUGUCCUGUAAAGAAUUUAAGUUCUGAGAAUCAUAAAUAAAACAUUGUCAUAGCAAAU
This is a messenger RNA of Hippocampus comes (tiger tail seahorse), 2449 nucleotides long. It is a transcript of the gene mcm5, whose product is annotated as minichromosome maintenance complex component 5. Gene Ontology annotation, molecular function: single-stranded DNA binding; ATP hydrolysis activity; single-stranded DNA helicase activity. The transcript is spliced from 16 exons. Bases 121 to 2217 code for a protein of 698 amino acids. Lineage: Eukaryota; Metazoa; Chordata; Actinopteri; Syngnathiformes; Syngnathidae. The record is from RefSeq and is a predicted model, not a curated record. Gene Ontology annotation, cellular component: nucleus; MCM complex. Gene Ontology annotation, biological process: DNA replication; double-strand break repair via break-induced replication; DNA replication initiation.